AUGCAAUAGAAACUUAACUACACAUGAUAUAUGAGAGAAACGGGGGUUAAUUUACAUACUGUAGAAAUCAAAAACUAAGAUCAAAAUGUGAUAAUAAAGGAAUACAUAAUGGCAUGCGUUGAUACACUAAACAAAUAAUAGAAUAUAAAAGGAUAGGAUUGAAAGAUUCUGGAUCUAUGGUCGAAAUACAAAAAUAACAUGGAGUAUCCAAGAGAUGAUCUAAAUACUCAGAGAGAGGAAACUAAAGUCCGUUUCUGGGAGUACAAAAGAAUAAGCUGGAUAUCAAAAUGGCUGUUCUGUUGGGUAUCACAGUUAAAAAUCAAUGUGACUAAAGGACGACCGGGGUUGACGUAUCUAAACAAAGAUGGGGAUAUUGAUGAUGAGACAUCUUUAUUGAAAAUAUUGUUCCGAAAGUCUGGAAGGAAAUUGAUACUCUCUGGACUCUUAUUUCUUAUAUCGGAAAAUGUAUUAUUGGGCUUACCAACAUGCCUCAAACAGAUCACGAGGUAUAUAUCAGGUUCCGCCUCACUGGAAACUGCAAUAAUAUGGUCCUGUGGUUUUCUCCUGCUUCUGUUGUGCCAUGCUCUGCUGCAUCAUUAUGCCCUGUUCGUGUCUAAGCAUGUUGCUGGCAUUAUGGACUACACGUGUCGUCUACAUAUAAUGAAUAAACUAUCUACACGAACUGAUAACGAAGGUGAAGAUUUAAUGGUGAAAAUGAACGAUGACCUCAAAAGAGUAUCCAGUGGAAUAAAAUAUAUGCAUUUCACGUGGGUGUACGCUAUACAACUACUAGUUAUAGCAGUGCUUCUCUUCCGAAGUGUCAGCUAUACUCUGAUUAUCAUUUGUGUCAUUGUUGUUGUCUCAGCACUUAUACUUGCUGUGAAAUCAAACUUGGCAGCUGGAAGGAAAAAGAUCACCAAAGCAAGAGAAGAACACGAGGAGGUAGGAAAGGGGAUAUUUGGAAACAUGGAAUUCCUAAGUCGAAGUACAUGGCAAAAGCCCCUACUUCGUAGAUACAAACGACUCAAAAGGAUCUACCUUGGACUGGUUCAAACAAAUACGAUUGUCCGACUGUGUCUCAGAAUCGCAGCCUUUGUUAUGCCCCAUAUUGGGUUCAGCCUCGUUUUGGCAGUUUACCUCGGACAGAAUACUCCCCCUACUUACACAUUGAUACCUGAUAUAGUCAUAUGGCUUAUACUUUUUCAAUACGGAUGUACAAGAAGACUGCCAGAUGGAGUGUAUAGUAGCAUCCGGAUGGUUGCAUCAGUGAAUAGGAUCCAGAAGUUUCUAGUCAAGGCCGAAGACGUCAGGAACCCAAUGCAUAAUGGUGAAGACACAGGGAUGUAUGACGUCAUCCUUGAAAAUGUAUCCGGGUCAUGGCAAAAUAAAACUACAAAGAAAAAUGUCGAAGAUGCAGUAUUUCUACUUCAGGACAUUAAUAUUGAAAUCAGAAAGGGAGAAAUGGUGUAUUUUGUUGGCCCACCAGCUUCAGGAAAGAGCACAUUGAUGGCCGCAAUAAUGGGGCAACUGCCCUUUACCAAGGGACGGGUAUUUUGUACCAAUAGCAUCAGUUAUGCCCCUCAAGAUAACUAUAUGUUACCUGGUACUAUUCGGGACAACAUCCUGCUGGGAAAAGACUUUGACCCGGAGCGUUAUGAAGCUGUCAUCGAGGCAUGCGUAUUGGGAGAUCAGUUGGGUGCUAUGCAACGAGAGGAUUUUACUGAAAUAUAUGCGGACCAAUCAGAAGUGGCGAAUGAUGUGGUUGUCAAGGUGAAUAUAGCGAGGGUUUUGUAUGCUGAUACGGAUAUGUAUGUGUUCGAAGAUAUAUUUUCUUACCUAGACGAACCAGAAUCGGUUGCAAUAUUCAAACGGGGAGUACAGAGUUUCCUACAUGGCAAGACUAGAAUUAUGAUUUCUAGGACACCACCAACCAUUCCUACGGAGGAAGCAAGAAUCUGCUCAUUUAUCGAGGGAACGCUCUUCAUCAAUGGACUGUACCAAGACAUCGAUGGCCAAGAUCGCGUCAAUCUCAUAAACAAUGUAUUUCGCCAGAAUGACACUAAAUUAAGUGACAUAACAAAAGAGGCAAUAUCAAGUGAAAAUAAGUAUAUUCAAUAUGCUCACAAAAACAUCUUAGCCAAUGCACAUCCUGAAAACAAGACACUAAGAUUUGGCAAAUUAUCAUCUGAUGCCCCUGCAAGUGUAAGCGAUCUCAAUAAUUUCGGCUAUUGGUCUGAAUUGUUGACAUGUCGCUUGAUUGCACUUAUGUGUAUGUUUAUCACAUCGGUAACAGUGUGUCAGGCCUGUUUAUAUGUUGGAAUUUGGUGGAUAAUUACUUUAUACGAAACUAGUUCUGAGGAUUUGCCACUAGUGAUAACUGCAAAGGUCGAGAAGGAUUUGCUGGACAAACAAUGGAAUGCAAUAUAUAUUUACAUUGGAAUGACUGGUGGCUCAGUAGUAUGCGGACUAAUAUCUGCCCUAGUUUUACCCUACAUCAUGCGUCAUGUGUCACAGAGGGUUUACCUCAGUACCUUCAAUAUAUUGCUUAGAACAAACGGAAACUCUAGAGUGACAUUGCACCAAGGUGAAACAUGGCGGCAUUGUAGCGUUUUAAGUACCGUAAUGGAUGAGAAAUUACCACAAGCUUUGUUCUCAUUUACAAUGGCUAUCAAUACCACCAUCGGAGCAUUGGUACUGAUUACGAUAUCACAACCAUGGGCGCUCAUAGCACUAUUAGCCACAGCAGUUGUGAUUUCUCUCCUAGCUGUCAAAAGCGUACAUUUUCUCAGGUUGUGUCGGAUUACUGACUUUUGGAAUAACACAAAUUACAUUAACUUUUGGACGCAGUCCCAAGCCACCGGGCCAUGCACAAAUUCAGUGAAGUCUUACGUUGUUGAUAAACUAAAACGAAUGAUACUUGCUGAAAUAAAUGGAAAUAUAAGUCUGCUAGGCUCCCUCAAAUGGUUGUUUUUGCGGAUCCAAUUCAUUGAGCUAAUUGCAAUAAUAGCAAUACUAAUCAUAGUUUUGCUACACCCUGGUACCAAUGUGGCGGGUCCUAGUCUAGUACUAACAUUUAUGAUAGCUGCAUAUCUUAAUGCACACGAAAUGGUGAAAUAUGGAUCCGAACUCGGGAACAUGAUAUCCUUACUUAAUGACACAAUUGAGAGACUGGAUCUCAAUAAAGUUCUACAGCCUCCGACCUACAUACCAGUUUCCAAAUCUUGGCCAGUGAGGACUACGCUGAACGUAGAAUACAGGAACCAAGUAUUACAAGAACCUUUGAAAUGCAUCUUUAGAGAAGGAGAUAUGGUGUCUGUGUAUGGCCAGAAUUUUACGGACACUGCCAUUUUUACUGAGCUGUUUUGUGGCAAAAACGACUCUGCCUCUACUGUGACGAUAGAUGGCGUGAAUAUAGCGACUGUGAAUCCUAAAAACUUGAGCGAAGUUAUUGCCAUUAUACCUAAGGAAAUACCGAUAUUUAAAGCCACACUCCGCACAAACCUAGACCCGCUUCAUGAGUACGCUGACAGCGAGCUUUGGCUGGCUCUGCAAGAAACUGGCCUGAAGCCAAUGGUGGAUGAAUUUAAACAUAAGCUAUAUACCUUGGUUGAUGGGGAUAGUUUCGAUGUGUUGGAGAAGCAAUUGUUAUUGCUCACUUGUGCUUUGCUGCGAGAACAGAAGAUUAUUGUCAUAUGUGAUGGGCCAUUGUUGAAUAGGUACUCUCCCUUAUUAGAGAGCAUCGUCGAACGUUCGUUUCCUAGAUGCAUUUUCUUCUUCGUAACAAAGUCUGCCUCACCGCUGGAUAUGUGUGACAAAAUAUUGGUUCUACAUGAUGGACAUCCGAUUGACAUUCUCAGGACAAAUGAUUUAAAUUCACAACGUGAAAACGUGGACGGCGCAAUAAUCAACCAUGUUGAGCGAGGAAAGAAACCUUCCCAUGUGAACACGAUCACCCACAAAAAUCCCCACAACAGACUGGAAAUGAAACACUUGAAGUCAAUCGCAUACGAUUACAAAUCUCGGCAAGUGAGAUUCAAUCAAAAGACUCACAAGUCUUCCUCUAGGGGUGAAAGUUCAGAAGACCAAGGCAUAUACAGUGCAGAAUUGCAAGGCUCUGAUAACACCAGCUCCGUAUACUCAUCCAAACAUCGAGACAAACCUUGGAUUGAGCUUCACAUUCCAGAUGGGUAUAACGGAAUACACAAUUUAUCCGAACCAGAGUCAGUUUACAUCAGUGAUCAAAGUAACAUUUCUCAAGUACAUACGUCUGUAAAUAUUUCUCAAAAACAAUCAAUGACGCCUUCAGUCACGGACAUUAAAGAUGAUCGGCGUGUCUAUAACAUUGAAGAUCAGAGUGUUGCGACUUCUGUUGCUAUUGACAGGAAAGGUCGUAUAUCGUCUAAAGCACGACAAUCAAUACUUGAAAUGCUGCCAAGGGGUAAUAUAACAACCAGCAACGAUGAUUUGUCAACAGAUGAGCAGAAUGAAAGCAACACUGAAAUCGAUGGAAUACAGGGUGCUCCGAACUUUGCAUUGGAAGACGCCGAAUUAUCAGACGACUCAUCGACUGGAAGUUUCGUAAUCGAGUUUGGAGACUAUACGGAUGACCAACAGAAAAAAUUGUCAGAAAUACUCGGUGAAGAUAUACAGUAUAUAAUGUAUAGCAAAAAGAAUAGUAAAUCCAGAAGUAGUGAUAGGAACACUUCGCAGACUUCUACUGGACUUGAUACCCUUCAUAAAAGUGGAGCUUUGGGCACGCGAUUUUCCACUAGCAGAAAUGUAUCAUUCGGCACAAGCAGACAGAGUUUAUUUCGAAGCCAGAGUAGCAAUGAUAGAGCUUCUUCAACAGGAUUGUCAACUUUCGCACCAUCCGUACUUUCAAAUUCCAGUCAAAAUGAACUUCCGGUUCGACAUUAUCGUAAGCGGCAUCAUACCACGAGAGGGCGCUCUCAUCGUCUCUCGUCAUCUUUCCAAUACCAACGAUCACACUCAGUUCGACGGGACUAUCGAAAUUAAAAUUUACGGUUUAAAUUUAAAUAUUAAGAAUCAUGUUAUGAACUAAUUAUCACCAUUUGCGAGGCCUGUUCUCGGCGUGUUUUAAGACUAUAGUAGUUUAGAAGGCUAUAUUUUACUACAUUUACUUGAGCAAUGGGUGGAGCCAUAUUGUCCAUAUGUGAAUUAUACACCCUUGUACCAUGUUAAAAUUGUGGAUGUAUAGUUAUAUAAUUAUUAUGAAGAAUAUAUUUGGUGAACCGCCU
Owenia fusiformis is the source of this 5258-nucleotide messenger RNA. NCBI's taxonomy places the organism in Eukaryota, Metazoa, Annelida, Polychaeta, Sabellida, Oweniidae. The record is from the annotation of a GenBank genome assembly.